Hipposideros armiger (great roundleaf bat) is the source of this 2187-nucleotide messenger RNA. It is a transcript of the gene BBS5, whose product is annotated as Bardet-Biedl syndrome 5. The coding region runs from base 840 to 1226 and encodes 128 amino acids. Gene Ontology annotation, cellular component: BBSome; ciliary basal body. Gene Ontology annotation, molecular function: phosphatidylinositol-3-phosphate binding. The record is from RefSeq and is a predicted model, not a curated record. The transcript has 5 exons. NCBI's taxonomy places the organism in Eukaryota, Metazoa, Chordata, Mammalia, Chiroptera, Hipposideridae. Gene Ontology annotation, biological process: intracellular transport; cilium assembly.
CAGAAUAAUAGGGGCUAAAAGUUUUUGUAUAACAAUUUUUUGCAAGAUGAGAGUGGAAAAGGAAAUAUAUAUACUUACACAUAUACUUAAGUCUUUUUAGGUUUAGGGUUUGUGAGUUAGUGUUUUAAGUGCAACCUCAAAUUAUAAAAUAAAAUCCUCUGGUGUAUGUGGUGGAGAGGAGGGGAAGGUAGAGGUGGAGAAUGACAGAUAAAUGGUAGAAGUAGAUAAUUUUAGUGCCAUAUUAGUAAGUCCUGAAGAUUUUUUUAGACCACUUAGCUAUCAUACUGGGAUGAUUUUGAGAGAUGUUGAGGGGCCAUGUAACUAGAGAACAGUUUUGUUCUAUACUUAGUGUGGAAGAGCCAUAAAAUAUCUCUUGUGAACUGAUGGGGGUUAUCACAUGUGUUUUCUCUCUCUUAUAACUCUGCUGCCUUGACUUUUCUUAGGUUUUGAGUAAUAGUCAUAAUAUUAUGACUUGUAGAAUGCUUAGUUUAUGUCAGACAUUGUGUAACGGGCUUUAUUUACAUGUGGUAUUUAAUCAGAUCUCCAUUUUACAUUUGACACAAUGUGCCAGAGAAGUUUGCCCCUGGGCCAACAACUGGUAAGUACUGAUGGUGUAAUGAUUAGAGUCUAACUCCAUGAAUGAUGAAGUCAUGAAUACUCCAUAGCACUUAAUGCUGGCAUUUUCUGCUGCUCUGAUAAUCAGAAUUAUUCUGGUGUUUAGAAAAUAAAGAAUAAGGAUUCAAACAAAUGACCGUUGAUAUAUUCCUCAUUACUCUCUUUUACAGGGAAAUUUAGGAACCUUUUUUAUUACCAACGUGAGAAUUGUAUGGCAUGCAAAUAUGAAUGACAGUUUUAACGUCAGUAUACCAUACCUGCAAAUUAGUGGAGGAUAUGUUCUUGGCUUUAAAAUAGAUCCUGUGGAAAAACUACGAGAAUCAGUUAAGGAAAUCAAUUCACUUCACAAAGUCUAUUCCGCCAGUCCAAUAUUUGGAGUGGAUUAUGAGAUGGAAGAAAAGCCACAGCCCCUUGAAGCUCUGACAGUUGAACAAAUUCAAGAUGAUGUGGAAAUAGACUCUGAUGAUCAUACAGAUGCCUUUGUGGCUUAUUUUGCUGAUGGCAAUAAGCAACAAGAUCGUGAACCUGUAUUUUCAGAAGAACUGGGGCUUGCAAUAGAGAAAUUGAAGGAUGGAUUCACCCUACAGGGACUUUGGGAAGUAAUGAGUUGAUCUUGAGUUGAGCUGGAUUUCUUUAAAGAUAUCUCAAGGUUAAAGAUAGUAGCCGCCUGUUAUUAGGCAUGAAAUAAUUUUUACAUUUACAGAAAUAGCUUUUAAGAAAGAGUUUUUUAAUGAUUAAGGAAAAACUCACUUAUCUAAUAUUUUACUGCCAGUUUUCUAAAAAUUAUAUUUAAAAUUGUAAUCAAAAUAUAUCUGGUUUGUAAAUAUGUUUAUUUUUUACCUAAUACUUGUAAAUUACUAGUCUGCAGAUACUAAAUGACUGUAUCAUGUUGGGUUUAAUAAAGAAUUUAUGCAGCAUCAUUUAAUGUUUUGAAAGUAUUAUUUAAAAGAAUAAGACUAUUUAUAUAUUCUUAUGGAAUUAUCAAAAUACAGCUUUUUAAGUUAUAAAUAUAUGCUUUAAAUAUAUUAUCACAUUGCUCGAAAUGUAAGCCAACUCUUAAUAUAAAUUAUGACUCUUAAACUUGUCAUUUUUAGGUGAUCAUUUUUGUAAAAACUAAAAAUUACAACUAACUCUUGUAUAUAUCAACUCCUAUAAAGUUUUGGGCACUGUUUUGUAAAUAAUUUCAAUAUAGUUUUAGCAAGAAUACAUUUAUUUUGUAAGUAAAUAGUUUUAAGUAGUUUGUAAAUAGUUCAUUUGACUGUCUCCUUGUUUGUAUUCAUUGAAAAUUUUUUGAAGUUCUCAAAAAAAGGAUAUUAUUUUCAGAUUUUUUGGUUACAUAAGAUUUGGUGACCUCUCUGGCCAUCAGUGUUUUUUGCCACUGCUUCGGUAUAAAUUAGCAUCAUAGGGAACCUUUGUCAAAUCAUUGAAAUUAGCCAAAAGAGCCCUCUUUCUCUAGAGGAAAAGGAGUGAGCAUGUAAAAACGUUUAACAUAAGGUUCAAUUGUAUAUACAACCAUAAACACACAGUACAACCAAAUGCUAACCUGAAUCUAAUAAAAACCAAUGAAAUAAA